Molecule: messenger RNA, 2056 nt
Organism: Eublepharis macularius
Lineage: Eukaryota; Metazoa; Chordata; Lepidosauria; Squamata; Eublepharidae
Product: E3 ubiquitin-protein ligase TRIM39-like
Exons: 9
Coding region: 1-1650 (549 amino acids)
Molecular function (GO): zinc ion binding; protein binding
Source: RefSeq, a predicted model, not a curated record
AUGGCCACGUCCGGGGAUCCUGCCGCGGCUCUCCAGGAGGAAGCGACCUGCUCCAUCUGCCUUGAUUAUUUUCAAGACCCGCUGAUGAUCACCGAUUGCGGGCACAAUUUCUGCCGCACCUGCAUCACCCAGUACAGGGAAAAACUGGAUCUCGGCGCCUCGUGUUGUCCCGAGUGCAGGAAACCCUUUUCCUGGGCCAAUCUCCAGACAAACAGGCGCUUGGGGAAUGUGGCGGAGCUGAUCCAGCAGUUGCGUUUGCACCGGCUGAGCGAGCCCGAUGGAGAGCAGGGGGUGUGCGGCAAGCACAAGGAGGUCCUCAAGCUCUUCUGCCCGAAGGACGGAGCUUUCCUCUGCUUGAUCUGCAAAGAAUCCCGAGCUCACAAAACGCACGCAGCGCUUCCCAUAGACGAGGCGGUCCAGGAUUACCAGGAUCAAAUCCGAAGUCACUUGACAUUAUUGAAGAAGGAGAGAGAUGAAAUUCUAAAGAAAAAGGAAAGUAACGAGCAAGUAAUUAAGGAUACAAUAAGGAAUAUCAUACAUAUUAGGGAGCGGAAAGAGCGCACAUUUCCAAAGCAAGAAGCCCAGCCUCUGUUAGCCCUGCUAAAAAAUGCCGAGGAAGAAGCUGUGCAGAUGCUAGACGAAAAUGCAAGCGAUGCCUUGGAACACAGUUCCCAUCUCACAGAGUUGAUUGGAGAGAUGGAGGGAAAGUGCCUGCAGCCAGCCCUUGAAUUCUUGCAGGACAUUGGGGCCUUCCUGAGCAAAUGUGAGAAGGAAAUGGCUAGGGAACCCAAAGCUGAAAUGAGUGUGACAGCUGCUUCCGUCCUUCAGAAAAUUCUGUUGGUUCAGAGCAAACUGAAUGUCUUUUCAGGAGACAACUCGCCACAUGAUCUCAGCAAGCCCAAGUCUGCAGGUACCACCUUGCUACCCCUCCAACAGCCAGCUCGCUCGCCCACUCACCUGCCCGCCAAUCAUCGGGGUGGAUCCCUGGCUCGCCUGCCCAUCCAUCCUUGGCCACAGCAAGGAGGAACAACUACAGGAGAGAGAGGAUUUCCAUAUUCAGAUUUGAUUUUACAACCUCUGAUUCCUACACCAUUCAUUGAAUCAUUGACAUUUGAUGUGGAGACAGCUCAUCCUCGUCUGGUGGUCUCCAGAAGUGGCAAAAGCGUGAGAUGGGGAGGAGAUAUCCAACAUGCCCUGCUUCCUGGGCCCUGGAGAUUUGACCAUAGUCGCUGCUUGCUGAGUAGCCAAGGAUUCACCUCUGGGUAUCACUGCUGGAUAGUAGAGGUGGUCAAGGAGGGGCCUUGGGCUAUUGGGGUUGCUCUAGAGUCUGUGCAGAGGAAGGGGUCAGUCAACUUGAUCCCUAGGGAAGGAAUUUGGGCCAUGGCAUUUAACAACAGCAAAUACUUGGUUCAUACAUCUCCCCCUACCCCUCUGAUUCUGAGCUCUUCACCCAGAAUAAUACAAGUGUAUCUGCAUUAUGAAAAUGGGAAGGUUGUAUUUAUGGACUUCCAUAGUAAGACUGUACUGUAUGAAUUCCUGUCUGCCUCUUUCUUGGGGCAGAAAGUCUAUGCUUUCUUCCGUGUUGGCGGACCAUCAGCUCAUCUCAGAUUGUGCUGUACGGGCUAUCUUGCUGGACUUCGUUUUCUGUAGCAUCUGACUUUUAGAUCAGCAAGGAGGGAGAUCUUUCACAUGAUCUGAAUUAUUUCAUCAAUAUAAUGAAAGCAAGAUCCCCAGCCCGAGGUACUUUUUUCAUUUGUGUGCCAAUAUUGUGCAGACUCAUUAAAUGAAGACUGGACUGGGUAUUGUGGAACAAAUCACAUUUCACUGGCUGUCAGAUAACCGGCAGAAUCUUUUAUUUUCUGUAUUAUCUGGCUCUGUAGCAUCUAAGGUGGUGGAGUGUUUAGAGUGGAACAUUCACCCAUGGAUUCACUGUGUUCUCUUGGGCUAAUCACUCUUGCAUUUGACCUAUCCCACCUCACAGGGUUGUUGUCAAGAUGAGUAGAGGAAACUUUGUAUGUUGCUCCAUGUUCCUUGGAAUAAAGGUGGAUUAAAGAUG